Messenger RNA from Corapipo altera (White-ruffed manakin), 657 nucleotides. RefSeq names its product NADP dependent oxidoreductase domain containing 1 (gene NOXRED1). The record is from RefSeq and is a predicted model, not a curated record. Lineage: Eukaryota; Metazoa; Chordata; Aves; Passeriformes; Pipridae.
AUGUGGCAGAGCACAGUCCUGUGGGGGCAGAAGCUCACAUGCUUUUACAACAGUGCUCAGCUGGUGUCCUGGGUGGACAUUGCAUUCCUCUGCUGUCUCUCAUCAAACAGGAUGUCCACCUGCUCUGCCAUUUGUCCUGUCAUCCAGGAGCCCCGCAUUGUGUACAGCUUUGACACCUCCAUCCCUCUCUGCAGGAACUACACUGGUAAUCUCCCUCAUCACCCUUGGGUUUAUCCUUCAAGGAAAACAAAAAUCAAUCCUGAAUAGCUGGUGACCAUUUUUUAUGCAGCCCUGAACAGCAGCACGUGGCAGAACCUGCCUCACCAGAAGGCACUGAAACUACUCAGUGGCCUCAGUUUUCCUGAAUGCUGCUCCGUGUGGGCAGAGCAGAAAACUUCCUUCAGGUUUGUGUGCAAGAGUUUUGUCAGCAAGAGUUUUGCCUCUUCGAUGACUCAAGAGGAGAAAGUAAAUGGUUUAAUGCUGAGAACCUUUUCCUGGUUUGACUUGACAGCUGUACCAAUGAGAAAGUCUCUCUUUAGCCAGCUGCUAGAAUAGAGAGAGCUCGUCCAGUGCCAUCCCAUCCUGGUGCUCUACUAGACAAGGCAUCCUCUGGAGACUGGUCCACAAAGCAAUGUGGGUAAUCAGCACUAAUUAGCU